Molecule: messenger RNA, 1154 nt
Organism: Juglans regia (Persian walnut)
Lineage: Eukaryota; Viridiplantae; Streptophyta; Magnoliopsida; Fagales; Juglandaceae
Product: truncated transcription factor CAULIFLOWER A-like
Exons: 8
Coding region: 280-888 (202 amino acids)
Biological process (GO): positive regulation of transcription by RNA polymerase II
Cellular component (GO): nucleus
Molecular function (GO): RNA polymerase II cis-regulatory region sequence-specific DNA binding; DNA-binding transcription factor activity, RNA polymerase II-specific; protein dimerization activity
Source: RefSeq, a predicted model, not a curated record
CUAAAUCUUCAUUCAUUUUGCAUCAUUAUAUGUUUUUCAAUUUCCUGAGCAAUUUUGCGUCAUUCAGCUUGAUAUUAAAGUAGAACAGUCUGCGCAUUUUUGUUUGCAUGGGCAUAUAUCAUCAUCAUCUUGUAUUAGUUUUCUUCCGUAUACACACUCUAAUUUCUCAGAAACUACUACUUAUUGUUUAGGUCGAUCGUGUAUUAGCUUAUUAUCAUAUAUAGUGUAUGAUCAUAAGGUUUUGCAUGCUAUAUAUAUUUUGUAACGGUUGAUCAAUAAAUGGGGAGAGGAAAAGUCGAGCUGAAGAGAAUAGAGAACCCAACAAGUAGGCAGGUGACCUUCUCAAAGAGGAGAAAUGGGCUUUUGAAGAAGUCUCUUGAGUUGUCCAUCUUAUGCGAUGCUGAAGUUGCAAUCCUAAUCUUCUCUCCCUCUGGAAAGGCUUACCAGUUUGCUAGUCAUGACAUGGACAGGACCAUUGCAAGGUAUCGCAGAGAAGUUGGAUUUCCUCUAUCAAGUGACCUACGCUCUGUAUCAAUGGAGUUUUGGAAGACGGAAAUUGAAGAGCUAAAGAGAUCAGCAAACUUAUUGGAGACAAGACUCAGGCACUUAGCUGGAGAAGAUCUAUCAAUGUUGAACAUGAAGGAGUUAAAACAGAUAGAGCGACAGAUAAAGACGGGGGUUGAACGUGUCCGUUCUAGAAAGAGGCGCAUGAUGUCAGAGCACAUCAACUUGCUGAAAAUGAAGCAAAAAGCCCUGCAAGAGGAAAACUCUCGUCUGCAGAAAAGGUUGCAUGAGUUGCACGAUGAUAACGUAAGCUUAAGAGCUUCGGGAGAGAAUGUGUAUAAUGCAUACCCAAGGCCGGUUCUUCAGAAUGGAGUUGGCCAUUAAAGUACUGGCUAGACCUCCGGCCCACCGGUUACGUGCAAUCUUAUUAAAGGAUCUUCAAUUACACCUAUGAUACGGUGUUGUAACCAUAUAAUUGUAUAUAUAGCUGCCACGAAUGCAGGCUUUUGUUUGUUUCUUUAGCUGAUCCUUAAUUUGGUGUUGACGUGUGUGUACUAUAUAUGUUUUUUUUUUUUCAUAAAGAGGCCUGAAAGAAUUCAGCAGUGCAUGUGUACUAUAUAUUGAAAGUUUGUUUCUAGUUGUGAAGUGUU